Molecule: messenger RNA, 2597 nt
Organism: Panonychus citri (citrus red mite)
Lineage: Eukaryota; Metazoa; Arthropoda; Arachnida; Trombidiformes; Tetranychidae
Product: probable serine/threonine-protein kinase DDB_G0282963
Exons: 5
Coding region: 292-2208 (638 amino acids)
Biological process (GO): regulation of transcription by RNA polymerase II
Molecular function (GO): DNA-binding transcription factor activity, RNA polymerase II-specific; DNA binding
Source: RefSeq, a predicted model, not a curated record
UCUUACCUUGAUCACUCCAUGAAAGUGUAUAUUCAAUUUAUUAGUAAGUAAAUAAAAAGUUUAUAAUAACAACAAUUACCUUUUUUUGUGACCUCAUCAUAACCAGUGAAUUAAAUCAACUAAUUUAAUUAAGUGACAACAAUAAUUGUCUAAUCUUAAUUUAAUCAAUUGAUUUGUAAACAUCAUUUCCAUCACGAUUGUGUUAAUUUGAAAUCUUUUUUUAUUUCUCCAAAACAAAACCAAUAAUAAUAAUCAACUCUAAUUGUUUGUGUUUCUAUUAAUUAGAUUAACAUGGAGUUAAUUAUGGAUGAGGAUCGGCUUGAUGAUAGUUUAUGUUCCAGUAAUAAUGGAUCAACAUCAUUGAUCAUUGAUCAAAGUGAUUUAACUAAUAACAAGAAGGAGAUUAAAUCAAUUGAAUCCUCUGAAAAUAUUGUUAUUAAUCAUAGUGAGUCCAACAAUCAACAGGAUAAUGAUAAUAAUAAAAUUGGUUGUGAUGAUAAAGUUAACAAUGAGGUUACAAUUAACUCCAAUACAAGUAAUUGCGUUAAAUCAACACGAUUAUCAUUUAGUAUUAGUAGAUUAUUAUCAAAAUCAUCGUCACCACCGAUUUCAUCAACAAUUAAACAACAACAUUCACCUGAUCCAGUUAUCCCAAGUUCAAUUUCACCUCCAUUGUCAAUGUCAACAUCUUCCAAUUCAUCUUCCUCUUCCGCAUCAACCCAUUCAUCCCAUGGUUCAGAAUUGUCUAAUUGCUCAUCUAAUGUAAUCAUGAUGAACGAAGAUAAUUAUAAUACUAAUCAUCAUAAUAAUAAUAACAGAAUUAAAGAGGAAGAUGAGUUAAUUGUGAACAAUGGUAAUCGUGAAGAUGAAGAUGAUGAUGAGGAUAAAAUUAUAUCAAGUCCAUUGAUGUUUGAUAAGAAACUAUUGAUUCCAAGUCAGUCAAGUAUUACAGUUAAAUCAAACUCACCACAACCACUACCACCGACAACAACAACAACAACAACAACAACAACACCAUCACCACCAUCACAGUUACUAUCAACCAAUGGAUCAAAUAAAUUAUCAUUAAAAGAUAAAUUUAAUGAUAAACUAAAUGAUAGUGAAAAUAAUUUAAUGGCAGCAAGUUUUUAUCAUCAUUAUAUUACCGAUGCUUUUAGUGAUUCAAUGUUGAGACUACAUCAUGCUCAUCAUCAUGCUCACCACCCUCAUCAUCACCAACAGCAACAACAACAACAACAACACCCUCACCAUCCAAGUGUCACUCAUCCUCAUCAUCAUCAACUUUACCAUCCACAUGCUCAUCACCCAUUAACUAAUGGUACCAAUUCAAUUCCAGCUCAUCAAAGGUCAGCUUAUCAAUCAGCUUAUCAUUCAUCUCCAGUUGAAGCUUCACAAUUAUUGAGACCAGCGUUUAGUAUAAGUCGUUUGUUAUCAUCAGCAAAUCGCAAUGAUUCAGUGUCUUCAUCUUCAUCUUCAUCAAUAUCAUCAUCAGGUGCCAAUAUUGUAGGUACAAGUAAUAGUAAUAAUAAUAAUAAUAAUAAUGGCAGUGGUGGUGGUGGUCGGUCAACAGGAUCAACGAAAGACUCAAUUCACGAUCCUCGAUUCCCUGCUAAUCCAGUCCUGCGAUCAUCUCUGUUUACAAGCCAUCAUCCUGGUCAUCAUCACACUCACCAUCCAACACAUCAUCAUCCUGCUCAUCAUCAUCAUCACAACAAUCUAACCCUUGGCUAUCCUUUGGCCUGGAUGUCCAGUUCAAGAGGUAAACCUCGAAGGGGAAUGAUGAGACGAGCGGUUUUUUCUGAUGCUCAGAGACAAGGAUUAGAAAAACGUUUCCAGGGACAAAAGUACAUCUCCAAACCUGAUAGGAAAAAAUUAGCUGAAGAAUUAGGAUUAAAAGAUGCUCAGGUUAAGAUUUGGUUUCAAAAUCGUCGGAUGAAAUGGAGAAAUUCAAAAGAACGUGAAUUAUUAUCCCAUGGUGGAUCUCGAGAGCAAACACUUCCCACCAAGAAUAAUCCUAAUCCGGAUUUAACUGAUGUGGGUGCAAAUGAAUCUAAAUUGAAAUCAUCUUCAACUAAAUCAUCAUCUUCCUCCUCUUCCUCCUCCUCCUCUUCCCACUCUUGCACCUCAUCAUCCUCUGCAGUAGUUACACAAGGAAAACACUCUAAACACCAACAUAAACAUUCAAUUGAAAGAUUCACUGAUGUUUAAUCAUCAUCCAGUUGGAUAACAAUUGAAUCCGUUUUAACUUUUGGUUAAUCUUAUCUACGCCUUAAUUGUAAUACCAAACCCACUCACCUGGAUGUUACUGUUUAAUUAAUGAUGAUUUAAAGAUGCAAUGGAUUGAUAAACAAUCGGAUAAUUGCUGCAACAAUUGGAUUUAAUUGUCAUCAUCAGUACCAUCAUUAACUGUCACAAUUAACUUAAUUACUGUAAAGUAAAAACCUCAAUACUAAUUGUAAAAUGUGUUGUAAAAAUGUAAAUCAACAAUCAACAAUCAAUAUAUUAUUAUUAUUAUUACAAUUAAACUGUAAUCUGUAAAUGAUUAAUUUAAUAGCUGAUUCAAUUAAACUGAUUUUACAAAUAAAAAAAAAUUAAGG